Archocentrus centrarchus (flier cichlid) is the source of this 2118-nucleotide messenger RNA. RefSeq names its product solute carrier family 1 member 1 (gene slc1a1). Gene Ontology annotation, cellular component: plasma membrane. Gene Ontology annotation, biological process: L-glutamate transmembrane transport. Gene Ontology annotation, molecular function: L-glutamate transmembrane transporter activity; glutamate:sodium symporter activity; L-cysteine transmembrane transporter activity. Lineage: Eukaryota; Metazoa; Chordata; Actinopteri; Cichliformes; Cichlidae. The record is from RefSeq and is a predicted model, not a curated record. The transcript has 12 exons. Bases 190 to 1764 code for a protein of 524 amino acids.
UCAGCAGCGUCUGACGGCUGCAUCCUUCGCCGUAGCAGCGCGGCUGCUCCUCCGUCCUGCGUUGGCUCAGCUCCAUCUGACAUUUAGGCUGCAGGAGUCUUUUGUGUCCCCCACAAGGGUCAUUGUUGUUUCUUCCCUUUUCGGGGGAAGGGGGGGAAAAACAACAACAAAAAAACAAACAAAAAAAAAAUGGAUAUGAUGGGCAACAAGGAGCGACGGGGCGUGAAUUUCAAAGCCUCGCUGAAGAGGAAUUGGCUUCUAAUUGCUACGAUUUUAUCAGUGGUGCUCGGGAUCAGUCUGGGUGUUGUGGUCAGAGAGUAUGCAUCACUCUCCCAUCUCCACAAGCAGUACUUUGGCUUCCCAGGAGAGAUCCUAAUGCGAAUGCUGAAGUUGGUCAUUCUUCCUCUCAUCAUUUCAAGUAUGAUAACAGGUGUUGCAGCCUUAGACUCCGAGGUGUCAGGAAAGAUAGGUCUGCGAGCUGUUAUUUAUUACUUCUCAACAACUAUCAUUGCAGUUGUUCUUGGAAUUAUUUUAGUGAUGACUAUCAAACCAGGCAUGUCUCAGACAGCUGAGUACAUUGACAGAGCUGGGACCACCCCUAACGUUACCACAGUCGACACACUCUUGGACCUGCUUAGAAACAUGUUUCCUGAGAAUCUGGUGCAAGCUUGUUUUCAGCAGUAUAAAACAAAGCGCAAAGAACUGGAGCCUCCAAAACGUUCUGUGAACACCACCACAGUGCCCUCUCUCACACCGACUAUCAUGACCAUGAUGGAGAACAUCACAAAGGAAUAUAAAAUUGUCGGCGCAUAUUCAGAUGGAAUCAAUGUUUUGGGGCUUAUUGUGUUCUGUGUUGUGUUUGGCCUCGUCAUUGGGAAAAUGGGAGAAAAGGGUCGAAUUCUCCUGGAUUUUUUCAAUGCCCUAAAUGAAGCAACCAUGAAACUGGUCCAGAUAAUUAUGUGUUACAUGCCAGCAGGGAUCCUGUUCCUUAUUGCUGCUAAAAUCAUCGAGGUAGAAGACUGGGAGAUCUUCAGGAAGAUGGGUCUUUAUAUGGUGACAGUGCUGAGUGGUCUAGCUAUCCACGCCACCAUCUGUCUGCCACUCAUCUUCUUUGUCAUUGUGAGGAAGAACCCAUACAAGUUCACACUGGGAAUGGCUCAGGCACUGGUGACUGCUCUUAUGAUCUCAUCCAGCUCUGCCACCCUCCCUGUCACCUUUCAGUGUGCUGAGGAGAACAACUGCAUUGACAAGAGGAUCACCCGCUUUGUUCUCCCCGUGGGUGCAACCAUUAACAUGGAUGGCACAGCACUGUACGAGGCAGUGGCUGCCAUCUUCAUCGCCCAGCUGAAUGAUUAUGCACUAGACGUGGGCCAGAUUGUUACCAUCAGUAUUACAGCCACAGUUGCCAGCAUUGGAGCAGCAGGAGUCCCUAACGCUGGGCUUGUCACCAUGGUGAUAGUCUUAACAGCUGUUGGAUUACCAGCAAGUGAUGUCACUCUGAUAGUUGCUGUAGAUUGGCUGCUGGAUCGGUUCCGCACUAUGAUCAACGUUCUUGGUGACGCUUAUGGAGCCGGUAUUGUUCAGAAACUCUCCAAGAGAGAACUGGAGAGAAUGGACAUGACAUCGGACGUGGAUGUCGCCAACCCCUUUGCACUGGAAGUCACUUUGGAUGAUGAGGAGUGUGAGAAGAAAUCCUACAUCAACGGAGGUUUCACGGUCGACAAGACAGAUGCAAUCUCCUUUACGGAAACUUCCCAGUUUUAGCCUCUGGAUUGCUCCAUGCUGCUAUUCCAUCAUGUAUCAGCAACACCCAAGGAGGAAAGCUAUCCAGCCAAACCCAUCUGAGAACAGACAUUAGCAAUAGCAGCCCUUCAUUAAGCUUAAUCAAGACUGCCAACCUUCAAGGUGGACAUUUACAACUAUGACUAGAUUAGAGUGCUUCCUUCUUUAUCUCAAAUCAUGCCGUGAUUUUAAAAAGGCUUGGAUUUUUUUUUUGACAGUAAGAGUGUGUGCUUGCAAAGAUGAGCUUAAAAAACGAGCUGCUUGCUAGUGUGUGUGUUUGUGCAUCUUUUUAUGGGUGAGUCUGAUGACUUCUGCAAAAAAAAAAAAAAAAAAAAA